Molecule: messenger RNA, 1287 nt
Organism: Ogataea parapolymorpha DL-1
Lineage: Eukaryota; Fungi; Ascomycota; Pichiomycetes; Pichiales; Pichiaceae
Product: putative vacuolar membrane protein
Exons: 1
Coding region: 1-1287 (428 amino acids)
Biological process (GO): potassium ion transmembrane transport
Cellular component (GO): plasma membrane
Molecular function (GO): potassium ion transmembrane transporter activity
Source: RefSeq, a predicted model, not a curated record
AUGUCUUCUUUCAAGAUCGGGUCUGUGAAGACAGAGGAGAUCACCUUUGAGGACCUGGCAGAGGAGCACGACUACAGGGUGUUCAAUUUUUGGACUCUGGUCAGCUACCUGAUCAUGCUCACCGAGAUCUGUCUGAGUUUCGGGUUCCUGGCCUCAGAUAUAUACACUCUGGUGCAGAUCUACGCUCUGAACGAUUGGGACAGCUACCACGCCAUCAGCUAUGUGCCUCUGCUGGCCUAUAGGAUAAUUUUCACCACGUGUAUUGGCAUCUCCAUGACAUGGCUUAUAGCCAACUGGUGGUACGGAAUCCACAUCUAUCGAACCAACAGCAUUGUGCGGUCGCAUCUGAACGAUGUCGCCCGCCAGAUCAACUCCUUAAAGUCCUACGAACGUUUUUGCAUUUACGAGAGAUCCACCACCAAGUCGUUCUUCGACUGGUUCUCUCUCACCACAUACCGCUCCUAUUAUUUUUCCAUCUACCUGUGGCUUCUGGCAGAUACUCCGAGACAGAUUCUGAACGGCGCGACGGUGGCCUAUUCGAUCUCAAACUCGUUCACGUCGAGCGAGAUUGUCAACGUCGUGGUGGCUAUUGCGCAGACCAACAAACGCGAGGCUGUGCUUCUAUCAUUCAUGACGUUUUCCUUUAUUGUGUGGGUGAUUUUCACGGCCAAGUACAUCUGCGUGAUCAUUGGCUCGUUCUUUGUGGUCAGCAAGGUCCACUCCAGACACGGAACCACGUUUAGAAAAUACUGUCGACGCUUAGUGGCCGACAGCGUGAUCGAGCUGUACGAAAAACACGAGGAAGAGCUACGGAGAAACCACUAUCGGGAGUACAAGGACAGGGCAGACCUGGCUGAAAAGCCUGCAUCUUUCACCAAAGAGUCUCUGCCCUUCAGAGACGCCUACGACAACUUCUCCAAGGACUCGCUGCAGAAACCGGUUUUUGCCAGAGAUCCGUUCAAAUCGACCAACAACUCGUCCGAUUCUCUCCCCAGCUUCCCCGAAGAUCCUUUCAACGAGGUGAUCAACGUCUCGCAGACCAAACAUAACCGGGCCCUGGCAGAGAAGCUUGAUAUCCCGUAUCCGCAAGAGCUGGCUCUCAGUAAUUCCACUAUGACCGACUUCGACCCCCACGGACAGGACAUCUACGUCUCCAAAUCGAGCACCUACUCCUCGCGCAAGCCGAGCGACAACUCGAUAGAGCGCACGCUGCUUGUCGACCGCGCUCCCCCACGCAACAUCUACGCUUCCGCAUCGCUCGACCAGAACCUGAGAAAAUACACAUAG